CUGCGUCACUCCUUGGCAACGGAGUCUGUCAGUCGAAGGGAGAAGCUGCAGAACAAGAAAUCCGACUUUCAAGGUUUCCUUGUUGGUAGCUACCUGUGAGGACAAAGACUCCUCGUCAAGCGUCUUUCGGUUACUUUUCGAAGAAAAUAUAUAACGCAACAAGAUAAAAUACACGUACAUUUUCCACAAUGGUGAAGGUUUCUUUUAAUUCUGCUUUGGGUCAGAAAGAUGUGAAAAAGGAGGACGGUAAUGAGGCUCUCAUUCCUGAAUACAAGGACCCGGAGGAUGGCGUGCGGGUUCGGCAGCAGUCGAAGGCCUGGUGCUGGUGCAUGUGCCUGGGCCUGGCCCUCAUACUGUCGGGCGUGGUCGUGGGAGGAGUCUACCUGUACAGAUACGUGCUAAAUGAUCAUUCCCAGGAGGGCCAGGUGUUCGUGUGCGGGGUGAACUACAGAGAGGAGGACUACAUGGUUCCAGAGGAGGACGUGGAUCUGCCACAGCAGCUGCGGAGUAUCCAGGAGAAGGUCCACUUCUGGGAGGACGAGGAGGUGGAGCUCAUCAACGUCCCCGUGCCAGAGUUCGAGGACAGCGACCCCGCCGACAUCGUCCACGACUUCCCCAGGAAACUGACUGCAUACCUGGACCUCAGCCUGAACAAAUGCUACAUCAUCCCCCUCAACACCUCCAUCGUCAUGCCCCCGAAGGACUUCAUGGAGCUGCUGGUCAACAUCAAGGCUGGGACCUACCUGCCACAGUCCUACCUGAUUCACGAGCAGAUGAUCGUGACGGAGAGGAUAGAUGAUGUGGACCAGCUGGGAUUCUUCAUCUACAACCUCUGCCGUGGCAAAGACACGUUCAGGCUGCAGCGCAGAGAUACCAUACUGGGCAUGCAGAAGCGUGAGGUGCUGAACUGCGUGAAGAUCCGCCACUUUGAGCACAGUUUUGUGGUGGAGACCAUGAUCUGUGAGGGCUAGAGUAAUAGUUCUGUUUUUUUUAAAGAGCCUUUCAAGACAUUUAAGGUCACUCUACAGGGAAAUACAGACACAGUACAGAGGAAAAAAUCUCCCCAGCUCUCAGUCCACCACUCUCAGUUCACAAAUGUGAACAUUUAAACAUUUUUUACUUUUGUUUUCCAAGUGUGUUCAUUUGAAUGUGCUGAAUGUUGUUGAUUGUUCUUGUUUCUUAACUACAGGUAGCUUGGGUGAGGGUAGUGUAUUUGUCUAUAAGCAAUAUAAUGCAUCAGAAGACUACGAAAGUAUUGUCACUGAAGUGUUUUUUGAUAUGCAUUCAUAAGGACAAUACUCCUCAGGAGAAAAAGAGGGGCCCUCCCCCCUCUGUGUCUGUUUUUAGGGAGUUGCCUAUACUCUUCUUACUCUUUCCAGGACUUAACUGCUAGUUUGAUGAAAAAAUAAAAGUAAACUUCAAUGAAAACCAGGUGAAUUAAAUUCUAUAUAUUUAGAAUAUUUAAAUAAAAAGCAACCCGUAGCAGGAAGCUCUGAAAAAUGACUGCAACUGCGUGAUUAAUCGAUUGGAAUAUACAUGUAUAAUCUGUAUUUCUAUUUUGAAAAUUCACAUAAAUUAAUGAAAAUGUUACACAUGGGAUACUUUCAUUUUUCUAAAAUAAACCUAGCUAUAUGGCUGGAUUAGUCCAGUUUGUCUUUAGUUUUUAUAUAUUCAUUGUCUGCUGUAGCAAACUAAAUACUCUACAGAAAUAUUUUCCUAACAUUUCUCGCAAUAUUGAUCAUCUUGAAAUAAUUGUGUAUAUGAUUAAUUUUCUUAAUAUGUAAGAAAAGCAUUAAUUACACCUUUGACACUUUUUAUAAUGCAAGGAAGAAAUUGAUUUGUAAGAACUAAUAAAUUGGAGGGGAAAAAGGUUUAGAAUUAGGAUUAUUAGUAUUGUUUUGUGUAUUAAAAAAUACACAUUUUUGUUUUAAAGGUAAUCUUUUCAGUAAAAAUGAUUUCUGUGAUUGUUUGAAUGUCUCACAGAUCUUUGGACUGUACUAAUUUGUGCUGUACAUAACACAUGUAAAAAUGACCAAUUCUGCAAUAAAUCCUCUGUAGGUCA
This is a messenger RNA of Conger conger (European conger), 2062 nucleotides long. RefSeq names its product integral membrane protein 2B-like. The coding region runs from base 189 to 971 and encodes 260 amino acids. Gene Ontology annotation, biological process: negative regulation of amyloid precursor protein biosynthetic process. The record is from RefSeq and is a predicted model, not a curated record. Gene Ontology annotation, cellular component: plasma membrane; Golgi apparatus; extracellular exosome. NCBI's taxonomy places the organism in Eukaryota, Metazoa, Chordata, Actinopteri, Anguilliformes, Congridae. The transcript is spliced from 6 exons. Gene Ontology annotation, molecular function: amyloid-beta binding.